ACAAAGCUCUCAAACAAAAGAGGAAAGAAAGCGCUGUCCAAUUCAACUUCAACUCCAUAGCAUUCACACUCAUCAUCCCUUCUUCGACUUCGUCUUUAUUAUCCUUUCGCCAUCUCCAUUAACGUGCGCUACUGUUCCCUUUUCCCCGGCCCCAGAGGAUUCCGCUGGUGUCCGGAUCAAGAUCGUCGUCCAUGGCGGAAAGCGGAUCGGAUCCUCCAGGUUUCCGAUUAGAUAUCAAACAAAUAUUACUAGAAGCACAUCAUAGGUGGCUGAGGCCUGCUGAAAUUUGUGAAAUUUUGCGGAACUACCGAAAAUUUCACAUUACACCAGAACCACUUUAUAAGCCAGUCAGUGGUUCUGUUUUUCUAUUUGAUCGGAAAGUACUUAGAUAUUUUCGGAAAGAUGGUCAUAAUUGGCGGAAGAAAAAGGAUGGAAAGACUGUGAAGGAAGCUCAUGAGAAGCUGAAGGUUGGAAGUAUUGACAUGCUACACUGCUAUUAUGCACAUGGUGAAGAAAAUGAAAGUUUUCAACGGCGUAGCUAUUGGAUGCUUGAACAGGAUCUCAUGCACAUGGUUUUUGUGCACUACUUGGAGGUUAAGGGUAGUAAGGCAGUGAGAAGUAUUAAGCCAACUGAAUCAAAUUCUGUGGACGAAAGCUCAUUGUCCGUCAGUUCUGCUGGAAAUUGCUCGAAAUUAAGUACUACAUCUGCUGAUUCGCCUAGUCCAACAAGUACUCUUUCAACAGCAUAUGAAGAUGUUGAAUCUGCCGCUCUAUCAGGCAAUUAUUCAGUGGAAAAUUUGCAUGCAGUUCUGCCUCAGUAUUCUGAGUCUCAACAAGUAGCUGAUUUUUCUUCUUGGGAAGAUUUUUUAGAGAGCUGUACAAAGGGUGAUAUUUCUUUCAAUGAGGAUCCCAACAUUCCUACUUCGGCCCAGACAAAUUUGCAUGUACUCGGCUUUGAUCUAUCUUGACCUCAUUCUUACUACGCUAUCGAUUACCUAUAUACUCCCUCCGUCCCAAAAUAAAAUUCGGUGCUUGACUUCACGGAGUUUAAGAGAAGUGUUAAAAAGUAAAAGGUGGUGGUCUGUCACAUAUUUCACUCCUAAAUAGGAAAACAAAGAAGUGUGAAGUUUAUUUUUGGACGGAAGGAGUAUUUUUAUAUUUAUGCGACUUAGCUGAUAGAGGGUGCAGAGGCACCAAAAAUUGCAGAAUUCUUUUUGGUCAGAGAAAAUAAAGAUAAUACAAAGAGUAUCAAUGGAAGUUCUCUAAGAGAGCUGAAGGACCUCUCUAGCAGGAUGCUAUCACCCCUCAGCAAAGCUGACUUUUUCUUGAAAUUCAGAACUAAUGCCUCCUACUUGGGUCCUUC
This is a messenger RNA of Cuscuta campestris, 1363 nucleotides long. NCBI's taxonomy places the organism in Eukaryota, Viridiplantae, Streptophyta, Magnoliopsida, Solanales, Convolvulaceae. The record is from the annotation of a GenBank genome assembly.